Molecule: messenger RNA, 400 nt
Organism: Drosophila serrata
Lineage: Eukaryota; Metazoa; Arthropoda; Insecta; Diptera; Drosophilidae
Source: RefSeq, a predicted model, not a curated record
CUCAAAUCAAACUAAGUCAACAUGUUCAAGCUGUCCGCCCUCGUUGUCCUCUGCGCCCUCGUGGCCUGCUCUGUGGCCGAGCCCAAGCCCGCUGUCCUGGCUGCUGUUCCCGCCGGUGUGGUCACUGCAACCAGCUCCCAGUACGUGGCCAGGAACUUUAACGGAGUGGCUGCUGCUCCAAUUGUGGCUCCCGUGGCUGCUGCCUAUACUGCCCCAGUUGCUGCUGCUUACACCGCUCCUGUUGCCGCUGCUUACACCGCUCCUGUGGCUGCUGCCUACUCCGCAUAUCCUUACACCGCCUACCCUUACACCGCUGCUUACACCACGGUUUUGUAAGAAGGAUUAAAAGGAUAUACAUAACGGAUUUGAAACGGACUCGAAACGGAAUGAAAAUGCAUUA